AGAGCUCCCUGGAAGCUGGGGCUGUGGUUGGACUGAGCUUAGCUUGAGGGGAUCCAGAGAAGGGACUUUGGGUAAUACACCUGCACUGUCUUUGUUCCAGGGACUCCAAGACGGUCAUGGAUCAAUCUUCAAGGAGGGACGAGUCUUACCAUGAGACACACCCCGGUAGCUUAGACCCAAGCCAUCAAUCCCACCCCCACCCCCACCCCACCCUGCAUAGGCCAAACCAAGGUGGCGUCUAUUACGAUUCUCCUCAACAUGGGAUGUUCCAACAACCAUACCAACAGCAUGGUGGGUUCCAUCAACAAAAUGAAUUUCAGCAUUUGCGUGAGUUCUCAGACUCCCAUGACAAUGCUUUCUCCCAUCAUUCCUAUCAGCAGGACAGGGCCGGUGUUUCUACCUUACCUAACAUCCCUCACGCUUAUGGUGGAUCGCACCCCCUUGCUGAGUCCCAGCACUCUGGUGGACCCCAGAGUGGACCUCAUAUUGACCCGAAUCAUCAUCCCCACCAAGCUGACCCCCGUAGACCCAGUGAACCUUUGUCCCACCCCCACUCUACUGGCACCCACCAAGGGACAACCCAUCAACAACACUUUGAGAGGUCUCAACAUCUUAACCCCCAGCAGAACAGAGAUCAUUAUGCAGACACCAUUUCCUAUCGCUCCAGUACGCGGUCCCAUCGCUCCACUGCGCCGUUCAGUCACCAGGAAAGACCUCGCCUCCACGCUGAUCCCCAUCAUGAGGGCCGUCAUGAGGGCCAUCAUGAGGGCCAUCAUGCCCACUCUCACCAUGGUGAGCAUCCCCACCACAAGGAGCAACGGCACUAUCACGGAGAUCAUAUGCAGCGCCAUAUCCAUCAUCACUCCCCAAGUGCCUCUCAACUCUCACACAAGUCUCACAGCACAGUUGCCACCUCUCCAUCUCAUGUGGGAUCGAAAAGCACAGCCAGUGGGGCUCGGUCCAACUUUGGAGCUCAUUCUCAUAUUUUCGGCAAAGCUCAGUCCAGGGAGAGCUUGAAAGAAUCAGCCUCUCUGAGUGAAGGGGAGGAUCACGUUCAGAAACGCAAAAAGGCCCAGAGGGCCCACAAGAAGGCACACACCGGGAAUAUCUUCCAAUUGCUAUGGGAAAAAAUAAGCCAUCUCCUUUUGGGUCUUCAGCAAAUGAUAUUGUCACUGACCCAGUCCCUGGGCUUUGAGACCUUUAUCUUCAUCGUGGUCUGCCUCAACACAGUCAUCCUUGUGGCCCAGACUUUUACUGAGCUAGAGAUCCGAGGUGAAUGGUACUUCAUGGUCUUGGACUCCAUCUUCCUCUCCAUCUAUGUACUAGAAGCUGUCCUCAAGCUAAUUGCCCUGGGCCUGGAGUAUUUUUAUGACCCAUGGAACAAUCUGGACUUCUUCAUCAUGGUCAUGGCAGUGCUGGACUUUGUGCUCCUUCAGAUAAACUCGCUCUCAUAUUCAUUCUACAACCACAGCCUGUUCCGGAUUCUCAAAGUCUUCAAAAGUAUGCGGGCCCUGAGGGCCAUCCGGGUUCUUCGGAGGCUCAGCAUCCUGACCAGCCUCCACGAAGUGGCCGGGACUCUGAGUGGAUCUUUACCAUCCAUCACAGCUAUCCUCACCCUCAUGUUUACCUGCCUCUUCCUCUUCUCUGUGGUUCUCCGAGCACUGUUUCAGGACUCAGACCCCAAGCGCUUCCAGAACAUCUUUACCACACUCUUCACCCUGUUCACCAUGCUCACCCUGGACGACUGGUCCCUCAUCUACAUAGACAACAGGGCCCAAGGCGCCUGGUACAUCAUACCGAUCCUCAUGAUUUACAUUGUCAUCCAGUACUUCAUCUUCCUCAACCUGGUGAUUGCUGUCCUGGUAGAUAACUUCCAGAUGGCGUUGCUCAAAGGCCUAGAGAAAGUGAAGCUGGAGCAAGCUGCCCGGGUCCAUGAGAAGUUGCUGGAUGACUCUCUGACAGAUCUCAACAAAGCAGACACCAAUGCACAAAUGACGGAGGAAGCCUUGAAGAUGCAGCUUAUUGAGGGAAUGUUUGGCAACAUGACAGUGAAGCAGCGGAUGCUCCACUUCCAGUUCCUGCAGUUGGUGGCAGCGGUGGAACAGCAUCAACAGAAGUUUCGUUCCCAAGCAUAUGUCAUUGAUGAGCUUGUGGACACGGCAUUCGAGGCUGGAGACGACGACUAUGGGAAGUGACCCUGAAGAAUACUAACCUGAGUUUCUGGCAAGCUACCUACCUCGGUGGGUUGGGACAUGGCCCUAAUGCUGCUGGUAUUAUCCAGAACCAUGUUGGACUGAGGUCCCAAUAGAGUUUUUAA
Mus caroli (Ryukyu mouse) is the source of this 2317-nucleotide messenger RNA. RefSeq names its product cation channel sperm associated 1 (gene Catsper1). The record is from RefSeq and is a predicted model, not a curated record. NCBI's taxonomy places the organism in Eukaryota, Metazoa, Chordata, Mammalia, Rodentia, Muridae. Gene Ontology annotation, cellular component: CatSper complex; membrane. Gene Ontology annotation, biological process: regulation of cilium beat frequency involved in ciliary motility; calcium ion transport; transmembrane transport. Gene Ontology annotation, molecular function: voltage-gated calcium channel activity; calcium-activated cation channel activity.